AUGGUUGACGGAUUUGGACGAGUUGACAGUUACGACAUAGGUGAGCAAGAAAAACGGAGAGUGUCGUCGUUCGACACAUUUGGUGGAAUCGGGCCAGGCAAGCGCUCACGACUGAAUUCAGUGGACUCAUUGGCCGGUCUAGGACUAGGAAAACGAGCGUUGAGUUCGUUUGACACAUUGGGAGGCAUCGGCCUGGGCAAACGCUCGCCUGUGUCGAUGGUUGAGAGGAGGGCGCUGAGCAGUUUCGAUACACUCGGAGGAAUGGGCUUGGGAAAAAGAGAUGCAUCGUAUCCGUACGAGAGAAAAUCUUUAAGCAGUUUCGAUACACUAGCCGGAAUCGGUCUUGGGAAGCGAGCACGACUUUUUUCGAGGGUGAAUGGACUAGUACAAUCCUUUGCAUAA
This is a messenger RNA of Angiostrongylus costaricensis, 402 nucleotides long. Lineage: Eukaryota; Metazoa; Nematoda; Chromadorea; Rhabditida; Metastrongylidae. The record is from the annotation of a GenBank genome assembly.